Molecule: messenger RNA, 666 nt
Organism: Peronospora farinosa
Lineage: Eukaryota; Oomycota; Peronosporomycetes; Peronosporales; Peronosporaceae
Source: the annotation of a GenBank genome assembly
AUGGACGAACGGGGACACGAUCUGCAGACGCAGCUGGAGUUGAUGGAAUGUACUGGACGUGUCGUACACGAUUUAGUGGCGAAAUUACUAACGACAUACAAAGAACAAGAGGAAUUUCAUACUCUCUUUGCUAACCGUCUCAAAGACAUUGCCAUCCAACAGAAAGACGCGACGCUCGUGGUGAAAUGUUUUGAAGAAUUGAGUAAAUGUAGUCACCAAAUGGCAAUGGAAUGUCACAAUAUCAUGAUUCAACGACCCGAAAGGGAAGUGUUACAUGUGUGGAAUCAGAUUCAGAAGUAUGUAAUUGUACCAAUGAAGAAACUACUGGAAGAUCGAGAAAAAGCUCUAAAGAUUGAGAUGCAAUUGCAAUUGGAGUAUGAGGAAUUGAAGCAAGGAAGUGCUGCCAAGGAAAAGAAAUUGCGCAUGUUGUCGGAUCAGAAACGUCGUGUGGAAAAUGUUAAUGCGUUGCUGGAGACACAUAUGGAACAGUUUGAUCAUUAUCGUACAGAGACACUGAAGAAACUUGUGAGCGAGUUGGCGCGUUCACAGGCUUUUUAUCAUGCAAAAGGACUGGAACUCUUUGCUGUACCAUGUCAAGCUAUUGCAGAGAUUUGCACUACAAGUGGAAAAGGAACAGCACAAGUUGUUCCUGCUGACGCGACGUAA